This is a messenger RNA of Pristis pectinata (smalltooth sawfish), 1578 nucleotides long. Its product is annotated as dynein light chain 2, cytoplasmic. Gene Ontology annotation, biological process: cilium assembly; microtubule-based process. Gene Ontology annotation, cellular component: cytoplasmic dynein complex. Bases 186 to 455 code for a protein of 89 amino acids. The transcript is spliced from 3 exons. Gene Ontology annotation, molecular function: dynein intermediate chain binding; dynein light intermediate chain binding. The record is from RefSeq and is a predicted model, not a curated record. Lineage: Eukaryota; Metazoa; Chordata; Chondrichthyes; Rhinopristiformes; Pristidae.
GAUCGAACGUGCACCUUUUUUGAGCUAUGGAUGACCCUCCUCGGGAGGAGCCAAAUUAUCAAAAGCAAUGCUAUUUUUGCAUCAAAAUUUAAUGCGGUACCUUUUUAUUUUAAAAAGAAAUCCUUCCUCGUCCCGGUCCUUCUGUUUUGACCGUUUAUACACCAAGUGAUAAACCUGCAUGCACGAUGUCCGAUAGGAAAGCUGUAAUAAAAAAUGCUGACAUGUCUGAAGAUAUGCAGCAGGAUGCAGUGGACUGUGCAACUCAAGCGAUGGAGAAAUACAACAUUGAAAAGGACAUUGCUGCCUUUAUCAAAAAGGAAUUUGACAAGAAAUACAAUCCUACUUGGCACUGCAUAGUUGGCAGAAACUUUGGUAGUUACGUCACACAUGAAACAAAACAUUUCAUCUAUUUUUACCUGGGUCAGGUUGCAAUUCUUCUAUUCAAGUCUGGCUAAAGAGAGAAAGGGCGAUUUAAUAACGAACUUGUGCACUGACGGCUGGAGCCACAGUCCCUUUAAUGGCUAAACGGCUGCAUGGACUUUAUCUCUGUGUAUAUGUAGCAGUAAACUUGCUUUAAUGCCCAAAUGGCUUUUUCUUUCUUUUUCAUUGCACUGAAAUGGUUAACAGUGGCCUUUAAAUAUUUAAAAAAACACCUGGAAUGGUUCUACCUGAAGACCUGGAUUACUAGACUUCUAUCCAGAAGCAUUAUUUUUGUUUCAUUCAGAAAUACAUUUCACUUUCUUCCUUUCUCCUCCACCCCCCCCCCCCCCCCCCCAACAACUAACUCCACCCCACAUCAAAUUCUUUCUACAUGGAAGAGUGCAGUUGCACUACAGAUGUUGGGUGUAAGAUACUUAUUGCCUUUCUUUUAAAGCUGUUUUCUAAUAGCAGGAGAUUGCUAUUGCAGUGAAUUGUAUUGGCAACUUUUUUCUUUGUUAGAAAAGAUUAUUGGAUUUGAUUCACCACUGUUCUGUGGCUAAAGGUUUUUAAUUUAAACAAAAACCGCUACAUAGAAACAUGAAAUGACUGGCCUGCCAGAAAUGUCGAGAAUGGUUUGAUUGCACCUUAAACAGGACAAAACAAACUUGUUUUUCCUUGUGCUGUAAUCUGCCAAAUGUGGAGAAACAUUCAAUACUUGUAAGAUCAUUGUCAAACUUGCAACAGUCAGAAGUUGCUCUAAAAUGUACAGGAGCUACUAGGCAAUUUGUACAUUAUCCUAACUUUUUCUGUUUGCAUGUUGAGAAAGAUUUUCACCAAACUGUUUUGUGGUGUAUUUUGUCCAUUUCAUUAUCUACUGCCCACCCUGCCACAACCCUUGCUCAUUAAAAAGGUUCAAACUGAUCUCUGAUAUAAGCAAACUAAUAAUUAAAAUGCAAGGUGCUUAUAUUGAUUUACAGUCUUCCCAAGUGAUGUCUAAGAAAUUUAAACACUUUUUCACUUCCCUCCCCCAUCCUGAUGUGUAUUUGUGUGUACAUAGCUUGUGAUUAAAGCAUGGAAAAGCUUCAAUCCUGGUUCAUGUGUCUAAGCUAAUUUAAUGUAUUUGCCAAUAAAUGGAAAGUGUCAGACCUCUGUCAGUUA